Molecule: messenger RNA, 613 nt
Organism: Athalia rosae (coleseed sawfly)
Lineage: Eukaryota; Metazoa; Arthropoda; Insecta; Hymenoptera; Athaliidae
Gene: Grx5
Product: glutaredoxin-related protein 5, mitochondrial
Exons: 3
Coding region: 102-506 (134 amino acids)
Source: RefSeq, a predicted model, not a curated record
GCGUAAAAAGUUCCGGUAUACCUUAACCUCAAAACAAUUGGUCGCCAAGAUACAAUUCGUAAUUGAAAUUCGAUUCUGAUCGUUGAAGAUUUUUGUGAAUAAUGUUUCGAGCUAUACGUGUAGCUUCCCUCGUAAGAAAUUAUGUUACCCAAGCGCAAGAAAUAGGAAAUCUCGUCAAGGGAAAUAAGGUGGUUGUUUUUAUGAAAGGUGUACCAGAAGAACCGCGAUGUGGUUUCAGCAAUGCAGUUGUACAGAUUCUACGGAUGCAUGGAGUUCAAUAUAACGCACAUGACGUGUUGGCCGAUGAGGAGCUUCGUCAAGGUGUGAAAGAAUUCUCUAAUUGGCCGACGAUACCACAGGUCUUCAUAAAUGGUGAAUUCGUAGGGGGGUGUGACAUAAUGCUUCAAAUGCAUCAAAACGGGGAGUUAAUUGAGGAAUUGAAAAAAGUCGGGAUAAACAGUCUGCUUUUAGAGAAGUCCAAGGAAGCUGAAAAUCCAAAAAAGUAAAUGUAGAGUGUGAGUAUCUGUAAAUAACCACCACAUUUAUGUUACUGUUGAAUUUAUUUUGUACCUAGUCAGUUGCUGUUAUAAUAAAAUAGAUAAUAUCCGCUGCA